UGACGCACGCGAAAGGACUGGACUGCCGGCGACCAGCGCGACGACCGACGAGGGAGGAGAAGAGAGCAGAAGCAAGCCAAGGUCCUAGGAGACCAACCGGAGAAGAGGAUGGUGGCGCCGACGGAUCCGAUGCUGUGGCACAAGGUGGCCGCCGUCUCCGGGGUCGCCGCUCUGGGACUCGGCACCUACGGCGCGCACAUGUUCCGCCCCAAGAACCCCGCGUACAAGGAGGUUUGGCACACCGCGUCCCUGUACCAUCUCGUCCACACCGCCGCGCUGCUCGGGGCUCCCAUCACAAAACAUCCCAACGUUUUCGGAGGGCUCCUCACUGCUGGAAUCGUACUGUUCUCUGGAACGUGCUACACCGUGGCAUAUCUUGAAGACAGGAAGUUUUCUUCACCGGCACCACUGGGUGGCUUUGCGUUCAUCGGAGCUUGGGCCAGCCUUCUCUUCUGAUGAAACUGUGCUUUAGCCUAUAAAACAAAAAAAUCUUAAAGCUCCGUAUUUGGUGAUUUGUCAGGUUAUGAAACUGUACGUGUACAUUGUACGGUAUGCACCUUGGGUUAAAUAAUUCAAUCUGUGCUUUUGUGUUACUACCAAA
This is a messenger RNA of Panicum hallii, 601 nucleotides long. RefSeq names its product transmembrane protein 256 homolog. The record is from RefSeq and is a predicted model, not a curated record. Lineage: Eukaryota; Viridiplantae; Streptophyta; Magnoliopsida; Poales; Poaceae. Bases 109 to 456 code for a protein of 115 amino acids. The transcript is spliced from 5 exons.